Molecule: messenger RNA, 3865 nt
Organism: Triticum dicoccoides
Lineage: Eukaryota; Viridiplantae; Streptophyta; Magnoliopsida; Poales; Poaceae
Exons: 15
Coding region: 2014-3048 (344 amino acids)
Source: RefSeq, a predicted model, not a curated record
UUACGACGGCUAGGGUUCCCCCCGGUCGCUCGCGAGAGAGACACGGGAGGGGACGGGAGGGGAAACUCCGCAUCAACCGUCUCUACUUUCACGGCUGGUAGACUUUAAUGUACGUCCAGGGGCGUUUGAUCCGUUUCUGGGUGCGUUUGGUGCUCCGAGAGCUGCCGCAGACGAUAUCACGCAGUAGCAUUCACGUACCUGCUGACACAAAAUUUAGAGCUUGGUUAAAUUGUCAGCUCUUCUCUAUCCUACAGCUGCAAAGUGUGAGUUAAACUACAGAUAAAAGGUACAAUACUGCACGCAAGAGAGCUGUGCAUGCGUCCUCAUACACAUUUUCCUGGCCAAUGGUACACACCUACAUGCAUCUAGCUGGUUGGAAAAAAGAGAUUUGCAGCCCUGUUGCACUGGCACGCCAUGAUUCAUACGAGUUAAUAGCAGGCUCGUUUGGUCUCCGUUGCUACUGGAUGAGCUCGCUCUAAAUAGCACUUCACCACGAAAGAGACGCGAGGGCAGCAAAGCAGAGGGGAAAAGCUUCGGUCCCUUCUUCUUCCUCCUCCUUCUCUUUCUAGCGACUGAAAGAGUAACCUUGGGGGAAAAAGCCUGGUCCGGUCUCGAGGAGGCUAAGAUGGAGGAAGAUACACCAGAGACACGGACAAUAGAUUUCAUGGGGGUCGGCUGUGCAGCUGCCUCUGUUGUUAUUCCCGAGCCUAUGGACGUUUCUACUGUUGUGGCUGCUACUUGUGAUGUUGAUGUUGAGCUAGUACUACCACCACCUGCACUCAUUGAACCAGAUAUUCCUGAUUUUGUUCUGCAUCCUAAUGUUGGGAUAAUCCCUAAAACUGGUCACAGCGUUCUUAAUAGCUCUUUUGCACCUAAAGACAUUGCUAUAGCAGUAGCAAAAUGGGGUGAAAGUCCUAAAAGAUUGAUAAGAGAAAUGGGGCUAGGUGGUUUGCUGCAUGUAGAUCAUUUUACUCAUUUCAGUUGAAACCAUUCUCUCUUCUUGUUGCGAUCAGUAGACACAAGGAGGAAAAGGUUGGUACUAGGGAAAAACCAUUUUGCUCAGAUCAAUGAGAGGUCAAUGUCUGGCAUUUUAGGGACAAGAGAAGGUGGUGAGGUUGAGAUCCAAAGAUUAAGAGAGGGGCCUACCACCAAAGAAAUUUUCAUGGUUAGGAAAAUGCUUUAACUAGAUCUUAACCACCAAGAGGUUAAAACACCAGACCUUUUGAAAGUUUUGUGUGAACAGCAUCCAGAUGAGUUCACCAAACCAAAGUCAAUCAGGUUCAAACUUGCCUUUGCUAUGUUAGUACUGUCAGUGUUCUAUAGUCCCAGAGACAAGAGAGGAUAUGUGCCAAAGUAUGCAUAUUUGCUGGCUUAUGCUCCUGAAAACCUUGACAAAUUAAACUGGACAAACUAUUCUUGAUGGAGCAGCUAGAGUUCAGCAGUAUGUCAAUGCUAACGCGAGGCCAGGAAUCACCAUCUUUGGUUGCCACUACUAUCUUCAGUCAAUGCAGGCGAUCAAAACGUAGAUCCUACGGUUUGGCCUAGGAUAUGUGAGUACAAUGCACCAAAGCUUUUUGCCCUUGUUGAGAAGGACACCAUGAACCGUACAUUAGAAAGAGUUUUUGGCAUGUUGAGGCCUGGUGUGAAAGGGCAUCUAGCCAAUCUUAAGAGGCAGAAGCGAACGGCAAGCAGAUCACAGCUUCGAACAGUUUUAAAUGAGCACCCAGCUACUGUCCGUCUAUCAGAUGCGGAUGAAGUCAUGCUAUCACUUCCAACAAACAAUGUAUCAUCUAGACUGACAGCGCCCACUAUGGCUGAAAGAUUUAAGCCAUGCACAGGCCCAAACAUUGGUGACAUGCCAAAAACCAGGCUCUCUGGAAUGGAAAGUCAGAUGAAAUUAAGAAGAUAGUUGAUCAAGCAGAAGUUUGGCUUCGGAACGCAAUUGCAAGUAUGGAGCUGAAUUGCAAGCUAGCUUAUGACAAGUUAUUAGAAUAAGUGAAGCUAAGGACCGAAAUGUUCGAUGGGUCAGUAAACUUUAUGGUUGCAAACCAUGGAGAGAUUCAGAAGACAACUAAGCUGCUGACAUUGCUGUACUUGCACAACCACCUUCUUGAGCAUGAUGUUGGAAAGCACAUGCCAAGGCUAGAGAAGCACCUAAACAUGAUAAACAUGCUUCUUUCAGGUGGUACUGGAGGUCCUAGUACUAGCACCGCACCAUUGCUACCAAGAGUGCUUGAUGGACUGUUUGGAGGUAGGUCAUCAUUUAGUGGAACACCAUGGAACAGGGUGCGCCAUAAUAUUAGAGAACCUCAGAGCACACUUGUGUUAAACCAUGUGCCUAUUAGGUUAGCCCCUGUGAACCUACCUGUAGCAAGGCCAGAACUAGUAGAAGAGCAAAAUAUCAAAGGCACAGGAACUGUACAGCAAACCAAUGGGAGUGCUUUUUCAAGUUAUGGAGGAGAUAAUGCUGGGAAGGAGGCUACAACAAGCGCCGGGCAGAGCACUUUAACAAAGAGACCAAGAGAGGAAAAUUCAAGGGAUGAUCGUGGUAAGGAGGCUGCAAUAGAUGAUGCACAACUGUUUGAUAAUAGAGAUGGCGUUCAAAAUGCAAUUGACAUUGCCGGCUGCAGUGAUAUUAGUGUUAAUGCUUCUCCAAAGAGACCACAUGCUGAUAUUGAAACAAAGUCUGGUGGCAAGGAGCUUAUAGUUUACACAGCAACAAGAUGUAGACGUGCUAGAUUAGAACCGAACUACUUGAUGAGGGAGAGACAUGUUCACUCAGAUUUGCCUCUAGCGGAAAACCCUUUCCACUACAACAAAAGGAUAGAAUUCCCUAGUCGCAGGACAGCAAAAGAAUUAUAUGAUAGAUUGUUGUUCUCUGACUCAACCACAACAAAAAAGCUAUGGUUUGUUCACACUAUACCAACACUGCUCAAAAUUAGUGGAUCGGAGCUCAUUGAAUGUUUCCAAGAGUUUGGCCUAUUUACAAGACUUACAAGUGUAUUAGAAGGACGCUGGAUGAAAAUGAACGCGGAUGGUAUGGAAUAGAAGAGCGCAGAAGGUGGCGCAAAAUACUUCCCAAGGAAUGGGUGACUAUGGUGCUGGGUGGUGGACAUUACAUCAAGAAUCCAAAGAUGAGACAGAUGUUUGCUGGUGGUCUGCAUGAUUAUGCCUUGGACACUUGCCAACUGGGUAUUGCAUCAUGUAUGCAUUUGAUAUGGACCUUGAAAUUCUGCAUGUAUUUGACCCCAAACGUACGUGCGCCGGCAUACGCAUACUCGAAAGGCUACAUCAGGCAAACUGUGAAAUAUUGCUGGAUGGACUUCUAAAAUGCGUUGAAGCUUUCUUUGAAGGCUGGGAACAGGAUAGAUCAAGAUGGAAAUUCAAAUUCCAUGACUAUGUUAAUAGUCCUUGCCGCACAGAGGACACACCGGUCUAUGAUUUUCACUACAUUCUAUCGUUUGAUGGGAUGCAUGUACAAGGGACAAUUGACACGGAAAGUGUCGAUCAUCUAAGGAAGAAACUGAUGUACCUGGUGCUGAGGAUGGAAAGUAAUCUCGGUUAUCUCGAUCCAAACAGCGAGGAGGACUGAUGAAGAAUUUUCAGCAGUACAAUCAGGAUGAUUCUGUUAAAAGCAUGGGUCAUCUACAUGCAAGGGAAAUGCCAAGCAAUAUGGAUUAAUAUUAGCUAUGUAAUGUAAUGUACCGAACCGAAUUUAGCUUUCGUAUCCUAUCUACAAUAACCUUUGUGAGAAAUUAAGGCUAUUAUAUUAGCCAUGUAAUGUAAUGUAAUGUAAUGAAAUGAUCAGAACUACCUUCCCUAACUAGCAGAACCUUUGGAUAAAAAUUAAGGCAAGUGUAUUAUU